AUGGAGAAUGUACCCGAGGAUGGUCUCCGCGCCGUUGCUGGCGGAGGCUUUGGCGUCGAAGCGGCGAGGAACGCGCCACGGGCGGGCGCGCGCCUUGUUUGGCGACUCACUGAACAAACCCACGCUCUAGCCGCAUUUGCAAUUCGUUUGUGGACUACGAAAUACUCUGCAUCCAACCAAGUCUUUUGUGUAACCGGAUUUCUCGGUUAA
This is a messenger RNA of Arctia plantaginis, 210 nucleotides long. The record is from the annotation of a GenBank genome assembly. Lineage: Eukaryota; Metazoa; Arthropoda; Insecta; Lepidoptera; Erebidae.